UGUCACUAGCGAAGUCGGUUUGAAAUUGAAGCGGGCGAUGGCGGAAGCGAUGAUGGGAUAAUAACAAACACAAGACACAGCUCACAUUGUAACGGAUUAAUACCCACUUUUAUCUAACGUACCGAGCUGCACUAGCCGUCUUCGAUAUGGUCCAUGUCGUGUAUUGUUGUUGUUGUUAAAGUAACCGGAGCGGAGUUGCCGUUAGCUGAGUUAGCCAACUCGUCAUUUUAACGUCUUUUGGUUUUUAACAGCCGACUGCCAUGUCGCUAUUUAGCGUACAAGCGAGGAAGCACACGGCUUUCUACGACCAUCUAAUGUCAGCGUCCAGAACAGCGACGGACACGACGCUCGGCAAAAGUGAGAUGACAUCCGGAGACUCUGCGUGUGAGGACAGCAGGUCAUCUGAUAAAAGCCGACAGGUGAACAGGACUUAUGUCGUCUCUGCGCUGUCAAAAAGCGGCAGCGGGCAGCAGACCCCUGGCCGGGGCAGACUCACUCUGCAGAGGAGGUCAAGGAGGAGAACCGCGGAGAAGACGAUGGUUGAAAGCAGCCACAAUAGCACACCGGCUCCGGAGAAGAGGCUGACACUGCAGCGCAGGACCAGGACUCCCUCGAUGGAUAAAAGCAAGCACGGACAGCGUGGGGUCAGCGGUGCUGGCCUGCAGACAACCCCGAAGGUUCUCAGUGAACCAAACGGCAGGACACCUGCGUUGUUCAGGUCUAUUAGUUUAAGAGAGUCUGCAACUAAGGGUCAAGGAAGAGAGACUGCGGCAGCUGCUAAGGUGGAAGCCCACGCACACAGCAAGACGCCCUCCUCCUCCAUAGGCAGGCAGCUACAGGACCAGGCCCAAACUUUUAAAACCCCGACCAAAAAGACCCCGUUUGAGAAGAUCGCCGCCAGGAGAGACGUUUUCGAGAGACUGGCGGCGAAAGAAGUCCCUAAACCAGUGGCAGUCAAAUCUGCAAGUCUAGAGAGGCCCAAAUCCAGAGCACAGCAAGCUGGAGACGGGAAGCCCGUCGCAGCUCCCCGGGUCAGUAAAGUCUCUGCUGGUGUGCUGAGGCCGCACGCCUCUCUGCAGGCGAGAGAGACCUCCACUUCGAACCCAAAGCGAGACGUCACUCCUGCCCCAGCACCGAGCCAGCACACCCUGUCCCGACCCAGUGAGGCUCUCUCUGUGAACCAGCACAGUCCACUCAAGAUGGAGAACAGCGCGCUGACCGUUGCAGUCCGUGUGCGACCUUUCAGCGCCAGGGAGAAGGCAGAGAAGGCAUUGCAGGUCAUCUUCGUGAACGGUCAGGAGACUGUUGUCCAGCAUCCAGACAGACAGACCCAGUCCUUCACCUAUGACUUCGCCUUCUGCUCUGUGGAUGAGCGUGACCCCACCUUCGCCAGCCAGCAGACGGUGUAUGAGAUUCUGGCCAAACCCCUGCUGCUGAGGGCCUUCGAAGGGUUCAACACCUGCCUGUUUGCUUACGGCCAGACGGGCUCUGGGAAGUCAUACACGAUGAUGGGGUUUGGAGAAGAGGAAGGUGUAAUCCCACGGUUCUGCAAUGAGCUUUUUUCUGGAUUGGCCUCCAUGGAACAUGAUGAGGUCAAAUGUCAUGUAGAGAUGAGCUAUUUUGAAGUGUACAAUGAGAAGAUCCAUGACCUGCUUGUGACCAGAGAUGAGCCAAAUCAAAGGAGAAUGCCUCUCAGAGUAAGGGAGCAUCCAGUCCAUGGUCCCUACGUCGCUGACCUCUCUGCGAAUAUUGUGAGCUGUUACAAUGACAUUCAGGGUUGGCUGAAACUGGGCAACAAACAGAGAGCCACAGCAGCCACGGGAAUGAAUGAUAAGAGCUCCAGAUCUCACUCUGUCUUCACCCUGGUGAUGACCCAGACCCAGACUGAGCUUGUGGAGGGCGAGGAACACGAGCACAGCAUCACCAGCAGGAUCAACCUUGUGGACCUGGCAGGCAGCGAACGCUCCAACACUGCUCAGACAAGUGGAGACCGACUCAGGGAGGGUGCAAGCAUCAACAAAUCCCUGCAUACCCUUGGAAAGGUCAUCUCUGCCCUGUCGGAACAGACACUGACCAGCAAGAGGGUCUUCAUACCGUACAGAGAGUCUGUCCUGACAUGGUUGUUGAAAGAGAGUCUCGGCGGUAACUCCAAGACGGCCAUGAUUGCUACACUGAGCCCGGCUGGCAGCAAUGUGGAGGAAAGCCUGAGCACUUUGCGCUAUGCCCAGCAGGCCCGCACCAUCAUUAAUGUGGCAAAAGUCAAUGAGGACACCAGUGCCAAGCUCAUCAGAGAGUUGAAGGCUGAGGUGGAGAAACUGCGAGCGGCCCAGAUGAGCUCCCAGGGCAUUGAACCAGAGAGGGUCAGGUUGUUCCAGCAGGAGAUCUCUGCCCUGAGGAACAGACUUUGUCAGCAAGAGAGAGAAAUGACAGAGGCCAACCGGGCCUGGAAAGAGAAACUGGAGCAAGCCGAAAUCCGCAAACGUGAAGAGACCAAAGAGAUGCAGAAAGCAGGUGUGCCGUUCAAAGUGGACAAUCGUCUUCCUAACCUGGUGAACUUGAACGAGGAUCCUCAGCUGUCUGAGAUGCUUCUCUACAUGAUCAAAGAGGGUCAAACCACAGUGGGCAAGCUCAAGUCUGAGUCCAGCCAUGACAUCCAGCUGACGGGGGCCCUCAUCGCUGACCAACACUGUGUAAUAACCAAUAUCCAGGGUACGGUCAGCAUCACCCCAAUGGAAAAUGCCAAAACUUUCGUUAAUGGAAAUCUCAUAUCUGAGUCUUCAGUCCUACACCAUGGCGAUAGGGUGAUUCUUGGUGGAGACCACUACUUCCGUUUCAACCAUCCAGCAGAGGUGCAGUCUGGGAAGCGGGUGUCAUGUUGGACAGGUGCAGGCGAUGGUCAGAAGGACUUUGAAUUCGCCAAAAAUGAGCUGCUCGCUGCUCAAAGAGCUCAGCUAGAGGCAGAAAUUGAAGAAGCCCAUUUGAAGGCAAAAGAGGAGAUGAUGCAGGGGAUCCAAAUGGCAAAAGAGAUGGCACAGAAGGAGCUGUCUGACCAGAAGUCGCUUUAUGAGGACAGGAUCCGAACCCUGGAGAAACAGCUGAACGGGGAGAUUCAGCGCAAGUGUCAGCAGGAGAUGGACCAGCAGAGGGUGGCCAGUCAGGUGGCGCAGCUGAAACUGGCCAAGCAGGAGCUGGAGCAGGAGGUGGACACCCAUAAGACACGCCUUCGCCUGCACAUGGAGGCCCAGGCAAUGGAGGAACACCGUGUUCGUCAAGCGAGGAUUGUUGAUGCCCUGGAGGCGGAGAAGAGAAAGAUCAGCAAAGAGCUCGAGGAGAUGCAGAAGAAGCGAGCCUUGCGAGAAAUUCAGAGUCACCGGAAUGUCUCUCCACAGUGGGAUGCCAUGAAGUUGUCCCUCAUGAUUGAGGAAGCAAAUAAAAUCAGUGCUAAACUGAAGAAAAACACGGUGUUCAGCAGACAUGAAAGCUCUGAGGCUGACAACCUGGAGCAGGGUGGUCUGCAACAGGUGCGGGUUCAGAACACAAAGCUGGGGAUCACCACUUUCUGGAGCCUGGACAAGUUCCAAAACAACAUAGCCGCCAUGAGGGAACUCGAGCAGGGGGAUUCCACCUCUAAAGAUGACGAUGUGUUUUAUGACCCCGAUGAUGAGUGGGAGCAAGAUAUAUCGGCCUCCUCUGCUCCUGCCUCCUCCUUCUCACGCCGAAGGAGCAGGAGUUUGUUGAAGAGCAGGAGAAUCUCAGGACGUCUGUACGAGAUCCGCGUCCAUCCAAUUCAGAGCCUCCACAACGGCUCCUCACAGUCUGCUGGCUUGAUGGGUGUGGUCACUACACCCUCCAACUCUUCCAUCAGCACGGAGUCUGCAUUCCCUGGCAUCUGCAAGGAGUUGAUUGGCCAGUCAUUGGCCCGUCUGCGUGGUUGUAGUGUGACAGAAGACAGCAUGGCAGACAGGCUGGCCUCUGAUCUGCAACUGGUGUAUAUGGCAAUCCAAACCAUAUCUGACCUUUAUGACAGCCUGGAUGAUGACAGCCAGGAGAACGUCUUUGUAUGUAACUUGGUGGCCCAGACUCAGCUGGUCAAGGCCACCACAGCCAUAGAGAACGCAGUGUUUGUUACCAUGCAGUGGCUGGCCAGCAUUAAACCCUCCUCCGGCCUGCUUUACACCAUCGCUGAGGAGCUAAGGAGCCAAGUCAAGAAGAUGGGAGGAUACUUCCAGCUGCUCAUUCAGGGUUGUGAAUCUGAGAUCACAUCAAUGGUAACGGAGGCUAGCAGGAAGAGCAGUCGGUGCCUGGAUGCUGCAUUGCUUGCACUCGGCCACCUGGCGGCAAUGACAGGCAUGCCGUUGAACGCAAUGGAGCAGGGUACCCAGGCCACAGGCAAGCAAUCCGUUCUCAUGUGUCUGCUGAAGGGGACCGAUAAGGGCAUCGGCUCUCUUGUAGAGGAGAGCCUCACCAUCACAAGAGAAAUGCUGCGAGAGGCUCAGCUGGCCUACCCCAGGAAUCCAGUCUUGCAGAGCCUCAAGUCCAAGACGCUUGACUUGGCCCGUGCUCUACAAAGCUACCUGCAUUGCCAUAUCGCGGAGAGGGAGACUGACCCGGAGGAGGGGGAGGAAGAGGCCUCAGCUUCCCAUUUGCAGAGCCUGAGAACUACAGCGUCCAAGCUGUUCCAGCUGAACCAGGCCAUCAGACAGCUGCAUUCCUCUCUAUCUGCAGCACUGCGAGGAAAAGACAGAGACUCCAACCUCAGCAGCUGCAGAGAGCUGAUCAUCUCCUCUGCCAAGGCUGUUGAUGAGCUGAUCACUGGUCUGCCAAAGGAAGGGGCAUUGACGCUGGCCCUGAGCAUCAUGGCUGCACGAGACGAGCUCCACACUGCGCUGCAGUCGCUGUCCUCCUGGAAACAACAAGUGGCAGAAGAAAGCAGAAGCUCUGCGGCUUCUGAUAUGAGCGCAGAGGAUGAAAUGUUAACUAAAGAAGGUGCAACUACUCACUGUGCAGUUAGAAAUCGAGUUGUGAGUAAGAUGGUGUACUCUUUCCAUCCAGAUGUGUCGUCCAAAGGCAGCCCACACUGGGUGUGAUGUGCAUUUAUACUAUGUUAUUCUUUUAAAUGUGCUCAAAUCAUGUACGACUUGCUGUAAAAAAAAAAAAAAUGAACUGCUGAUAUUGAUGAAAAACCUUUAGUCAGCCUCCUGCUGGUAAGAACAAGUGGAUCAUACAGCACACACAUCACAGACUACUUUACUGUUGCUAUCCAAGUUGAUUUUUUUUUUUGUGACGUCGACACAGCCAACUCUGCCUUCUAUGUCUGCAUAUUUUCAUAGGGUUUAAAUUGCAAAGAAAAUAAUUAUGUGGGCAAACCUUUAAAACUACAGCAUUUAUUUCUAUCGUGUGGCUUCUGAUGUGUUGUUAAAAACACUGCUGUCAUAUCUAUUAAUUUGCUAAGAGCUUUAAAGAUAGUUUAGAUAAUAGUAUUGGAAACAAAGACUUACAUGACCACAGUGUGCAGAGUUUAACAGAGUCCUUCUUGAUGGAUAAACAAUUAGGAUCCAUGUUUGGCUAUAAGGAGAAUUUUCACUAAUGCUGUACCAGGCUUUCUUUGUUGUACAAUACUUUUCAGAGGCAACUAAGUUAUUUUUUUGUUGGAUUUUUUUUUUUAUUGUAUUAUUAUUCAGACAUACAAGAUUUCAAUAUGCGGCAGCUCAGGCACUCUUUUGUAAAAAAGAAAAAAAGAAAAUAAUAGUGAAAGGCUUUUUACCCUUUCUCUGCUGUAUAAGACUUCUUUUCUGUAUGAGUGUCCACUUUGUGUUUUCAUCUGUGUAAAGUUUUGCGCUUUUCUGUUGUAUAACACAUACUGCAACAAUUUGCACUCAGGAGAGACUUUGUAUACUGUGUUUCUUCUUAAUACAUGUACUUACACAAGCA
Molecule: messenger RNA, 5931 nt
Organism: Acanthopagrus latus (yellowfin seabream)
Lineage: Eukaryota; Metazoa; Chordata; Actinopteri; Spariformes; Sparidae
Gene: kif14
Product: kinesin family member 14
Exons: 29
Coding region: 261-5087 (1608 amino acids)
Biological process (GO): microtubule-based movement
Molecular function (GO): microtubule binding; microtubule motor activity; ATP binding
Source: RefSeq, a predicted model, not a curated record